AUGGAUCUCCUUUGUUGUGAGACGCCUACUUUCUCGAAAACCGAUCGCGCUCGUCGAGUCGAGGUUGCUGAACAAGGCGUUCCACGGUAUCUUACCUCGAUCGUCUCGUCGAGUCUUUAUUGGAUCGACGAUGACGAGGCCAAGGACUCGAUAUGGACCGCCGCAAGUGCCCGGUUGAGUGAACGAGCAGGGAGAAAUGCGAUGCCUUCAAUGACUCGCUCUUUCACCAUCAACAAUACCCUGACGAUCAGUCUGCAUGAGCCCUCUCUGACCGGCGAUAACCUUGGUUUCAAAACCUGGUCGUCAUCGCUGUUGUUGUCACAACGAUUGAUGGACUGCCGUAGGUACAUACCCGAAGGAUGUACAAAGGUGCUCGAACUUGGAGCGGGCACUGGUCUUGUCGGCAUAUCUGCGGCUUGCUUAUGGAACACGCAUGUUCUACUGACCGACUUACCGGAGAUCGUCCCCAAUCUGCAGCGGAAUCUCGAGCAGAAUCGAGACGUGAUCACACAAAACGGCGGCACUGUCGAAGCACGGGCACUCGAUUGGGCCGACGAAACAGACAGUCCUCGUGAUGAGCAAGACAAAUUCAUGGUAAUACUGGCAGCGGAUCCUAUCUAUUCUUCAGAACAUCCCAUAUUGCUUGUGAAUGCUGUGCGUCGGUGGAUUUCUUCAUCUCCCGGUGCCAGGUUCAUCGUUGAACUGCCAUUGCGAGACCGGUUUGAUAAGGAAAGACAGGACUUGCGAGAUACCCUGCGCAUUCACGGCUUUGAUCUCGUGGCCGAAGGUACAGAUUGUGGCUUCGACGACUGGCAGGGUCGUGAUGGUCGUCCAGCUGAAGUGGAAUGUUGGUGGAGUGUAUGGAAGCCGACUGGGCGAGUUCGGAGUAAGCAGGUUGGGUUGAGUAGACCAUGA
Molecule: messenger RNA, 915 nt
Organism: Capronia coronata CBS 617.96
Lineage: Eukaryota; Fungi; Ascomycota; Eurotiomycetes; Chaetothyriales; Herpotrichiellaceae
Exons: 1
Coding region: 1-915 (304 amino acids)
Source: RefSeq, a predicted model, not a curated record